Molecule: messenger RNA, 585 nt
Organism: Pestalotiopsis fici W106-1
Lineage: Eukaryota; Fungi; Ascomycota; Sordariomycetes; Amphisphaeriales; Sporocadaceae
Exons: 2
Coding region: 1-585 (194 amino acids)
Source: RefSeq, a predicted model, not a curated record
AUGGCGGCACCCGCGAGCAAGACAAUUGGCGAUCUCAAUGGCAAAUGGGUCAUGAACAAGACGCUAUCCGAUAGUCCCGAACCCGGCCUGGCGCUGCAAGGGAUCGGAUACCUGACGCGCAAGGCCAUUGGCUUUGCGACCGUGACGCUCGAGGUCAAGCAGUACACGGAGGAAGGGGUCCCGCACGUGGACAUUGAGCAGACGGCCACGGGCGGGCUCAAGGGCACGUCGGAGAAGCGCACCGUCGACAACACGCCCCGCGAGCACGCCGACUGGCUGUUUGGCAAGGUCAAGGCCCGGUCCUUUUUCAUCAAGCACGAGGACCUCCCCGGCCGCAUCCAGGCCGAGCUCGGCGGCGACGAGUUCCUGGCCGGCGACUGGAUCGUUGCCGACGAGGAAAAGACGGGCCCCGACGGCGCCCUGCACCUGGUCAACUGGGUCGAGGCCGAGGCUGGUUGGACAGCUGCCCAGGUCUGGGGAUUCCAACUCAUUGGCGGCGAGCGGAGAUAUGCGCGAAACAUUGUCAUCAAGAAGGGGGACAAGAAGGUUGAGUUGAGAUUGGUGUACGACUUUGUGUCAGCAUAG